Messenger RNA from Gastrolobium bilobum, 381 nucleotides. Its product is annotated as non-specific lipid-transfer protein 1-like. The transcript has 2 exons. Bases 1 to 381 code for a protein of 126 amino acids. Gene Ontology annotation, cellular component: membrane. The record is from RefSeq and is a predicted model, not a curated record. Gene Ontology annotation, molecular function: lipid binding. Gene Ontology annotation, biological process: lipid transport. Lineage: Eukaryota; Viridiplantae; Streptophyta; Magnoliopsida; Fabales; Fabaceae.
AUGAAAAUGCCAAGGGCAGCAACCAUUGCUGGGCUUCUAUCCAUUGUUAUUCUCAUUUUAAGAUGUGAAGCUAUGGUUUCAAUCUCAUGCCCCAAAGUUAUUAAGGAGGUCUUACCUUGCAGUAGUUUCCUGCAGCAAAGCAGCUCUAAACAGCCUUCUAAGGCUUGUUGCAAUGGCAUCAAGAAACUGAGUGGUGAUGCUGGAAACAAAAAGGAUCGAAUAGCUAUAUGCCAAUGCCUCAAGCAAGGAUUGGCAAAGAUUGGAAAAUAUGAUCCUAAACGUUUAGCCCAACUUCCCAAAGAUUGUGGCCUGCCUUUUACACUUCCUCCUAUUGACCAGAAAACUGAUUGCUCCAAGAGUAUUUAUCAUCUUUAUGAUUAA